Messenger RNA from Racocetra persica, 363 nucleotides. The record is from the annotation of a GenBank genome assembly. NCBI's taxonomy places the organism in Eukaryota, Fungi, Glomeromycota, Glomeromycetes, Diversisporales, Gigasporaceae.
CAUUGCUUUAUUAUCUUCGUGACAAUCGAAUGUCAUUACCCGGUGGUGCGGUCUUAUUUUCACCGUGGGUAGAUUUGACCAUGUCAUGCGCAAGUUGGGAUCAAAAUCAACCUUACGAUUAUUUAUUCAAACAAAAAGAUGAUGAUCCAUUACACCCUGUAAAUCUUUACUUAAAAUCUCAUGAGGAUCGUUCAAAAUUGAUUACUCAUCCUUAUGUAUCUCCGUUAUUUGGUGAAUUACAUGACUUACCUCCGUUAUUAAUACAAUGUGGUGAUAGUGAAGUGUUGAGAGAUGAGAUUUAUUUGUUGGUUCAAAAAGCUUUUGAAACCGGAACUACAUUCGUACAACACGAAGUUUAUGAGG